Brassica rapa (field mustard) is the source of this 4258-nucleotide messenger RNA. RefSeq lists its product as uncharacterized. Lineage: Eukaryota; Viridiplantae; Streptophyta; Magnoliopsida; Brassicales; Brassicaceae. The record is from RefSeq and is a predicted model, not a curated record. Gene Ontology annotation, cellular component: plasma membrane. Gene Ontology annotation, biological process: cellular response to calcium ion. Gene Ontology annotation, molecular function: calcium-dependent phospholipid binding.
UUUCAGUUAUUGAACGAAAGUCAUCAUCUUUCAUGAACAAACCUUCUACAGAUUCGCACUUAUCAGAUCCUCGAGCAUCCUGAUCCCAAUUCAAUUUCUCCUCCCUAGGGCUUCCCAAAUCGUCCAUCCCUCUUCCUCCGGUACGUCAAUUAUCAAGAUUCGAUCCCACAUCAAUCUCUCAAACCCCUAAAGUUACCUACAAACAAUGGCAGAGACUAUGGAGGCGGAGAUGGACUUCUCAGACGGUGAGCAAACCAACAGAGCUUCUCUCGUGGCUCUCUACGGCAACUCGUCCGUUGUUGAACAGCACCUCCCUGGCUACAUCUUCAUGUGUAACGGAAGAACCAAACCGGAUUGCUUCCGUUACCGAGUCUUCGGGAUCCCGAGAGGUGGGAAAGGAGUUGUCGAGCGGAUCAAACCGGGGAUGAAGCUGUUUCUGUACGACUUUGAGAAGAGGCUACUCUAUGGUGUGUAUGAGGCUAGUGUUGGUGGGAAGAUGGAUAUUGAGCCUGAUGCUUUUGAUAAGAUGUAUCCUGCUCAGGUUGGGUUUAGGAUUGUUGAGAACUGUUAUCCUCUGCCGGAGAGUACUUUUAAGUCUGCUAUCUAUGAGAAUUACAAAGGGGGAAAGUUUAAUCAAGAGCUUGCUCCUCACCAAGUGAUGUCUUUGUUAUCAUUGUUUCGUUCAUUUGCUGCUCCACAACUGGAUGCAUUACCUCAUAGGUUCGCUUCUGGAGCCUCAGCAUCAUCCAGGGAGCUAUCUUUCGAGGAACGGUUCAUUGCCGCUACACAACUUAAGAAAGCUUCGUCAGUUUUAGAUCCUUUGUCUGCUCGCUCACAUCUGUUUAAUCAUAGUUACUCCAGACAAGAUGGCGGCUACACAACCCCAGGGAGAGAAAGAGGAUAUCUCUCAAACUUGGAUCAGCCUUAUUCUCCUGCAGAAAGUCAGCAGCAACGGUUGAUAGGAGACCCUUCACGCUCAUCUAUACAAGAUCCUCAGCUCAAAUACCUUACCAUUUUAUCUAAUAUCCGGAGAUAUGGAAGUGCACCAGAGCCCUUGUCCUCGGAAAAUGAAUAUCAUCCGGAAGCACCAUCAGAGAAGGAUCAAUUUGCUGCACCUUAUUCUGAUAAGUAUUACCUUUCGACAUUACCUGGGAAUGAGCACUUGUCUGCAUCUGCAGCUAACGGGAGUGUUUAUAGAGGUGAGCUCUAUGCUUCAGCAUCACAAAACGAAAGGGAAGCUAGUCAGCAGCAUGAGACCCUUGCUGGGACUUAUUAUCACCCAGAAGCAUCUACAGCUCCGAAUACCACAGCGUCCAUGCAGGCAGUUAAUGCUGCAACAGCUGGCUAUCCUACACCGGCACAUGGUGAAGUCCCACAAGUAGCAACUGAUUACGCAUACAAACCUCAGACCGUAACGGGUAAUUACACCACCACUCAUUCACAGCGUGGGAGUGUGGGAGAAAGUACAGAAUCAUAUGCUGGAGCAGUUAGUUAUCCACCACAGCAACAUAGUCAACUCUAUGCUGGUGGACCUGGAUAUACUCAACAACCCCAUGAAACUGCGUACGCUCAUCAACCCUAUUCUGCAGCAACUGCGUACGCUCAGCAAAACCAUGCUGCUUCAACUGGAUACGCUCAGCAACCCCAUGGUGCAACAACUGGAUACGCUCAGCAACCCCAAGAUGCAGCAGCUGGAUACGCUCAACAACCCCAUGCUGCAACAACUGGAUACGCUCAGCAAUCCUAUGAUGCAGCAACUGGAUACGCUCAACAACUCCAAGAUGUAGCAACUGGAUACGGUCAGCAACCCCAUGCUGCAGCAACUGGAUACGCUCAGCAACCCUAUGCUGCAACAACUGGAUACGCUCAGCAACCCCAAGAUGCAGCAGCUGGGUACGCUCAACAACCAUAUGGUCAAGCUGUUGGAUACACAACGCAAUAUGGUGCCCAGGCUGUUGGAUACACGCCUCAAUACAGUGCUCAAGCUGGUGCAUACAGUCAACAAGCUGUGGCGCAAGGUUCUGUGCCAGGGGCUCCCAGGACAACUGAUUGGAAUGCUGCAAGCCAGGCAUAUGCUGCAACAGGAGACUGGAAUGCGGUGAAUCAGUCUUACUACCAUCACACAGCAGAUACAACCACAACCUAUAAUCAGACAUCUUGUGAGAAACAGUUUAAUGAUGAUGAUAUGAUGCUGAAAACCUCUUUGCAGGGUCUGGAAAACAUGUGCGUGGUGGAGAAGCAUGGAUGUGAACUAGUGCACUCACUGGAAAGAAUGGAACAAAGACAUAAAAGAAUGGGUAACUGCUUCUCCGAAGAUGUCUCCUCGGGACCUGGUGCUACAGCCAGCGUUAGUGGAGCUGCUUCCUCCUCCUCCGCUCUCGCCACUACAAACGACGCCGUUGAUUACUAUCUCAAGUCUCGUGGUUACAACGGUCUCUUCUCUCAGAUCGAGUUAUCUUUUUCUGCUACUAAUUUGCGAGACCGUGACGUGCUCUCCAAGAGUGAUCCUAUGGUGGUUGUCUAUAAGAAGGAAAAAGAUGAGACACUCUCCGAAGUGUUUCGCACUGAAGUUGUUUUGAACUCUUUAGCUCCUAAAUGGAUUAAGAAGUUUACACUCGCUUACCAUUUCGAGACUGUGCAGACAUUGUUGUUUCGUCUGUAUGAUGUUGACACUCAGUAUCAAAACUCAAGAGAGGAGAUGCUUAAGCUUGAUGAUCAGCAGUUUCUCGGUGAGGCAACAUGUGCAUUGUCUGAGAUAGUCACAAAAUCAACUAGGACGAUUACAUUGGAGCUAAAGCGUAAAGAAGGCUUUGCUGCACAGUCUCAGCCUCACCAUGGAAAGCUCAUCGUUCAUGCUGAGGAGUGCCUUGCUUCUAAGAUUACAACAGAGAUAGUAUUCAGAUGUUCGAGUUUGGAAUCUAAAGAUCUUUUCUCAAAAAGUGAUCCCUUUCUGGUGGUAUCAAAGAUUGUGGAGCACGGAACUCCAAUCCCAGUGUCUAAAACUGAAGUCAUGAAGAACAAUCUUAACCCUAUUUGGAAACCACUCUUCCUAAGUGUUCAACAAGUUGGUAGUAAGGACAGUCCACUGAUAAUAGAGUGCUCAGACUUCAAUUCCAAUGGCAAACACAGUCUGAUCGGAAAAGUUCAAAAAUCGCUUGCAGACUUGGAGAAACUUCAUUUGGCUGGCCAAGGAAUCAAUUUAUCUCUGCCUACAGGUGCUGGACAAAACAAGGUAUUAAAGAGCCAGCUUUUUGUGGAGAAGUUCACAGAGACUGUCCAGCACACGUUCCUUGAGUACUUGGCAUCAGGGUUUGAACUAAGCUUCAUGGUAGCAAUCGAUUUCACAGCUUCAAACGGCAAUCCUCGCCUCCCUGAUUCUCUACACUACGUUGAUCCUUCAGGACAUUUAAAUGCCUACCAGAGAGCUAUAGUGGAACUGGGAGAAGUGUUGCAGUUUUAUGACUCGGAUAAACGCUUCCCUGCCUGGGGAUUUGGAGCUCGUCCAAUAGAUGGUCCAGUUUCACAUUGCUUUAACCUCAACGGUAGCAGUUCAUACUGUGAGGUGGAUGGGAUUCAAGGAAUCUUGACUUCAUACACAAGUGCCCUCUUCAACGUCUCUCUGGCAGGACCUACCCUCUUUGGUCCGGUGAUAAACUCUGCUGCUAUGACAGCUAGCCAGUCUCUAGCUCAAGGCUCACGGAGAUACUACGUCUUACUAAUCAUCACAGAUGGUGUUAUAACAGAUCUUCAAGAAACAAAAGAUGCCUUAGUCAGUGCAUCUGAUUUGCCGUUAUCAAUCCUCAUUGUAGGAGUUGGAGGAGCUGAUUUUAAAGAGAUGGAGAUACUAGAUGCUGAUAGAGGAGACAGGUUGGAGAGCUCGACAGGGCGAUUAGCUUCACGAGAUAUCGUUCAGUUUGUGGCACUACGAGAUGUGCAACAUGGAGAGAUCUCUGUAGUACAGGCGCUACUUGCAGAAUUGCCUUCACAGUUUUUGACGUAUAUGAGAAUCCGUAAUAUGAAGCCUAUUCCUCUGAUGUGAAAGAUGGAUCGUGUGUAAAUGUUUUGCCAAAGGAAAGUGUACAUAUAACAAUACAUACUUUACGAAAUUGGCUUUUCUAUUUUCAUGUUCUUUUUCGGAGUCAAGGAUGUAAAAUUUUCAAAUGAAGCAACUGGUCAUGUGUGCAUCUUUCUUUGUAGUGACUAGUAAGCUUUUUGUGGUGUCUAGUUUAAUUAUUUUGAAUCAUAUCUUUUGGAUGAA